Solea senegalensis (Senegalese sole) is the source of this 4839-nucleotide messenger RNA. RefSeq names its product adducin 3 (gamma) a (gene add3a). The coding region runs from base 440 to 2419 and encodes 659 amino acids. The transcript has 15 exons. Gene Ontology annotation, cellular component: cytoskeleton; plasma membrane; postsynaptic density. Gene Ontology annotation, biological process: barbed-end actin filament capping. Lineage: Eukaryota; Metazoa; Chordata; Actinopteri; Pleuronectiformes; Soleidae. The record is from RefSeq and is a predicted model, not a curated record. Gene Ontology annotation, molecular function: actin filament binding.
ACACACACCCUCAUUCUCUGAGGACACACACACACAUACACACACCCUCUCUCAUAUACAGUAUACACUCACAGCUGUUGAUACUCCUCUCACAGUCGACCACUGUGGCAGUGGAGGAGAAGAGCCUGCAGGAGUCUGAGAAAAUCUCCUGCCUGGAAUAUCUGGACAGACGAGUGGACCGACUGUCGUCGCUGCCUGGCUUCCACGUUGUCUCUCUCACGUCUUGCUCUUUAACCCUUUUCCGUCUCCCGGCGUCUCUCUGGAACUCGGUGUUGGAGUUUUUGAGCAGAGAUAGCGAGCAGAGCAAGAGCAGAGUAAAAUAGAGACAUGUGUGUUGCCUCAGCAGCCUGCCUGCUCUCUCCCAUUCACUGACUGAGAACGAAAUACAAGGUGAGAGUCAAGCAGCGGCCAUAGAGUGUACAAGUGAGGUGCGGCCAACAUGAGCUCGGACAACCAUGAGGUGGUGGUGACCACGCCUCCUCCGUCUGGCGGAGGAACCAAGGAGCGCUACUUUGAUCGGGUCAACGUCAAUGAUCCCGAGUACAUCAGGGCCAGGAACAUGUCACCUGACCUCCGGCAGGACUUCAACGUUCUGGAGCAGAAGAAACGCGUCACACAGAUACUACAGAGCCCUGCCUUCAAGGAGGAGUUGGAGAGUCUGAUCCAGGAACAGCAGCGUAAGGGGAACAACCCCACUGGCCUUCUUGCCCUCAGACAGAUCGCUGACUUCUUCAUGGCAAGCUCAGUGGCCGGUUUCAACACCUCCCCUCUCAGUCUGGGGAUGGUCACUCCCAUCAACGACAUGUAUGGGGUGGAAUCCACCACGUUGGUGAAAGGCGAGAAGCUGACGCGCUGUAAGCUGGCCAGCCUCUACAGACUGGUGGACCUGUUCAGCUGGGCACACUUUACCAGCGCUUACAUCACAGCUCGAGUCAGUAAAGAGCAAGACCACAUUCUUAUCAUCCCCAGAGGAUUGUCGUUCGCUGAGGCAUCUGCAUCAAACCUGGUGAAGGUCAACAUCAUCGGGGAUGUGAUCGAACAGGGCACCACCAACCUGAGGAUGGACCCUGUGGGCUUCAGCCCUCAUGCUGCCAUCUACUCCAUGCGUCCAGACAUACGCUGCAUCAUCCAUGUGCACACCCCUGCCAUGGCUGCUGUGUCGUCAAUGAAGUGCGGCAUCCUGCCCAUUUCCCAGGAGUCGUUGAUCCUGGGUGACAUCGCUUACUACAACUACCAGGGCAGCCUGGAUGACCAGGAGGAGCGCAGAGACCUGCAGAAGGCCCUGGGGCCAACGGCAAAGGUUUUGGUGCUGCGGAAUCACGGCGUGGUUGCGCUCGGAGAAACCAUCGAAGAGGCCUUUCAUUACAUCUACAAUGUCCAGUAUGCCUGUGAAAUCCAGGUGAAUGCCAUCUCAUGUGCCGGCAGCGUGGACAACCUGAUCGUGCUGGAACGGGACAAGUACAAAACAAUAGUGGUCAGUGCGGCUGAAGCGGGUGUCAACAUGGGGAACCAGGUCAAGUGGAAGCUAGGAGAGCUGGAGUUUGAGUCUCUGAUGAGGAUGCUGGAUAACCUGGGUUACCGCACAGGUUACACCUACAGGCACCCCAUCGUCCGGGACAAGCCCAGGCACAAAAGCGAGGUGGAGAUCCCUGCCACCGUCACGGCGUUUAUGUUCGAGGAGGACGGGGACUGCGGUGCCACACGUCUGCCCUUCAAGUUCUUGCAGCAACGACAGCAGAGGGAGAAGACGCGCUGGCUCAACUCGCCCAACAGCUACACCAAGGUCAACGUGGAGGGCGGAGAGGAGCGCUACAACAGCCGGACAACCACAUGGAUGAAGGCGGAGGAGACAGGAACCCCGAUCAGGAUCGAGGACCCCAAUCAGUUUGUCCCUCUCAACACAAAUCCCACUGAGGUGCUGGAGAAGAGGAACAAAAUCAGAGAACAGAACCGGUGUGAUGUGAUGACAUCUGGUCCACGCUCUCAGCACCUUGCAGGAAUCCCUGUCGACCAACCACGACGGAAGGAUGUGGUGCAGAUAAAGGUUCUGCCAUACGUGCCCACAGAGGAGGAACAGAUGGCUCCCCUGCCACCCAACCCCUUCAGUGAGCUGGCGGAGAAGGACCUCAAUGAGUACCGCAAGAACGUCGAGGGAAAGCAACCGGGCCUCAGUGAGAACCACAUGAUGAACGGCAAAGACACGCACGCCGACGCGGACGAGGAGCUGUCCAAGCGCGUCAGUCAGCUGACCACCAGCGUGGAGAGCGUGGAAAUAACGGUGCGCUCCGGGGACAAAAUCGAGGAGGCGCUGUCUCCGGAGAGCUCGCCCUCCAAGUCCCCCAACGGCAAGAAGAAGAAGAAGUUCCGCACCCCGUCCUUCCUGAAGAAGAACAAAAAGAAAGAGAAGACCGAGGCCUGAGAUAACAUGUGCAGCGCGGGGAGGAAGACCCACUGCAUGGAAGGAGAAAGAGGGGCAGCGUCCCCAUGUUCUGUGUCAAUGUCUGUGUUUUUAUUUUUGUCUCUGUUUUCAGCUGUUUUUAAUUUUAUUAGAAAUUUUUUUUUGGUGCAAAAAGGUGAUGGAAAGGAUAACAGAAAAAAAAAAGGAAUUGGUUUGUAACCGUAAAAUAAUUGGUGGAUCCACACGGUGACAUGGGGGGCAGGUGUUGUGCAUCUACACACCUGAGAAGAAGAAGAAGAAGAAGAAGAAGAAGAAGACAACCUGCCGUUAGGCCACAUUUGAGUCUGUUCACAUCCCGGAGAACUUGCGUCUCCUAAGUUGUUUCCCUGAACUUGAAACCACGUAGCAUUUCUUUUAUUUCUUUUCAUUUUUAUUUUUAUUUGUAAGCUUCAAAAUCCAAGUUUUAUGUAACGAUUGGAUUUACAACGUGAAUGUUGUAAAACUGCACAAGUCGAAACAAAAACUCAAAUUUGCCCCCGUCUCACCCGACGCAGCUGCACCGGGAACUGAGAGGCCUCAUGAAGUUUGAAGUCACACUGGAGAAGUGUUUGUGUCGGGUUCAUUUACUGUGGGAGACGUCGUUCUUUCGCUCAGCUCUCGCUUUACUGUCUCUCUCUCUCUUCCGGCUUCUUCCGGCGCGGUUUGGAAACUGAGUUAACUUGUUGUUAAACUGGACGAGAUAGCGAGGAGAUGAACGCCGACGCUGACGUCAUCUCAAAAAAAAAAAGAGCUGCCGACCCAUUCACUCUAUUUUUUUAUGUAGCAUUUUCAUAUCUUGUCGUCAUCUCAAUGAAAGAAAGAAAAAAGCGUUGCUCUUUGUCAUCUCAUGAAAUUGGAUCUUUUGUUUUGUACUGAACGCAGUAGUUUUGUACUCAUUUCUAACAAAGCUUUGACAGAGAAUUCAGAUUCAGUUCUGCAUGUUUUCUCUGGAGUUAUAUCCUUAUAACAUGUGAUUUUCAAUGAACUCUAUAUUUCAUAUUUUAUUGUUGCUGCACUUUUCUUGUCGUGUAUUAACUCAUUGUGGCCGCACGUGGUUUGAGCCGUGAUGGAGAUUUGCAAAAAAAAAAUGUUGUUCAAAGUCGAAAGAAGCGUGAAGGUUUGGUGUUUGACAACAGGAAGUCACAGAGUGAGUCCGAUCAAGACAAAAAGGAAAGUCUUUCAGUGGUGUCGGGGAAACAAAACCGCAGAACUGCAAAUGAGAAUUAUGGGUUGAGGAGUGUGAAGCGAUGACGUAUUUGUUUGUCGUGUGCGUUUUGAAAGCCAUAUUGUCUUCUCUUUUUUUUUUUUGACGAGACAAGGGCUUGCGAUUGUCGUCUGCCCGCUCGGGCGUCAAAGAACCCUCACGAGACUUGUGUAAAAUCACCCCAGUGACUGCCUCGACACCUCUCAGGCGCCCAAAAACUCUUCAUUUCCAGUAGCUACAUUCGCAAAAUUGCCAUUUACUUCCUCCUGGAACUGGAUGGGGGAGAGGGGGAGGGGUCACAUGGACAUUUUUUUUAUUAUUAUUUGAAGGCCCCGCGAGCACGGCGGUGGUCUCAGUUUCUAAAAGCCUCCCCUGGUGUUUUUUUUUCCUCUGGUAAACGCGAGCGCGUUGUAACUUGUCGGAUGACCCACGGUUGAACUGUGCGAAGCCAAAGUGUGAUGGGUCGCCGCUCAUUCUCCCCCUCCUGCAGUUUCACCACAUCUACCAAUAUCCCAGCCAGCAAUGUGAAGUAUUGGAUUUGGACGGAGGGUUUAGGGACACGUCUUUAACUGUGUUUAACAAUAGCUUUUGGGCUCGGGGGGGUGGGGGGGUGGGCGGGGCAAGCUGAGGUCACACGGCGGAGUGAUGGAGACGGGAGGUGUGAGUUUAGAAAUGAAAGUGCACACGUGUGUGUGUGUGACACAAACUAACACACCAUGUUGUAAUGACACACACUGUCUUUAGUUUCUCAUGCCAUCUCUCCCCGAUGGUUCCUUCCCAUCCUUCAUUUGUAUCGCAGUGCGCUUCUUUUUCUUUUUUUGUCGUUCUUUUAGUUUGCAGAGAGAGAGAGAGAGAGAGCGCGCUCGGCUUUUUUUAAUGAACCGUUUUACGAGCAUAUGUUGCUCCCAGAUGAACUGAAUGUGCAUUGCAUCCUUUUUAUUAUCUCCUCAUCUGUUCCCAACUGUUUGCACCUUGCUUCACUUUGCUUUACUAACGCCUCUAUCCACCCUUUUAUUUUAUUUUAUUUUAUUUUAUUUUUAUUUUUUUUAAAAAAGAAAACUUUGCUUUGGCAUGCCAGAAUGAGCCAAGCUACUUUGUGACCUGUGAAAAUCCUAUAUAAACGGUUAUCUAAUGGAGUUGCUUUUAGAUGUAUUGCUAAUCAGUGUAAAUUCACAAAUAAAAACUGUAUUUUAAGAAA